Dovyalis caffra is the source of this 156-nucleotide messenger RNA. The record is from the annotation of a GenBank genome assembly. NCBI's taxonomy places the organism in Eukaryota, Viridiplantae, Streptophyta, Magnoliopsida, Malpighiales, Salicaceae.
AUGAACUGGGGUAGCGCUUGCCCGGCCAGGUGCCGGUUAUCAUCUAGGCCACGCCUGUGUAAGACAGAGCAUGUGGAACUCGUUGUUCAAGAUGCAACCGUGUUCCUCCCGGAACAACCGGUGACCAGGAGGCUUGCUCCUGAUACGCCAGCUUGA